This is a messenger RNA of Silurus meridionalis, 3539 nucleotides long. RefSeq names its product MAX dimerization protein 4 (gene mxd4). NCBI's taxonomy places the organism in Eukaryota, Metazoa, Chordata, Actinopteri, Siluriformes, Siluridae. Gene Ontology annotation, biological process: regulation of transcription by RNA polymerase II. The transcript has 9 exons. The coding region runs from base 1 to 951 and encodes 316 amino acids. Gene Ontology annotation, molecular function: RNA polymerase II cis-regulatory region sequence-specific DNA binding; DNA-binding transcription factor activity, RNA polymerase II-specific; protein dimerization activity. The record is from RefSeq and is a predicted model, not a curated record.
AUGGAUGCUCACUAUAAUACUGACUAUGGCCACUUGGGGGCAGCAACACAACAUAACUUCCUGCAGGAACUGAACCGAGUGGAGUUUGUUUUAACAAACACUGAGGAGCAGCUGCAGAUUCGCACUUUAGCUGUGGAGAAAAGAGAAAAGUCAAACCCAGUGGUGGUGAUGCUCCUGCUCCUGCUCCUGCUCCUGAGCUCAGAGCGCUCUUCACUACCUAGUGAUCACGUGCAGACUGGAAGGGAGAUUGGUCGCGACCCGCGGCUGGGUCCGCCUUCUCGCCUGCUGCUGCGCUGUGAUUUGCCGGUUGCGCUGUCAGUCACGCUGAAUGCUCCCAGUGGGUGUGGUCGCUCGGUCUCAUGGAGUCGGAAUGAAGCUCAACAGUCUUUUAAUCCUUCUCGAGGCUGCAGAGUAUCUGAGAGAAGAGACCGAGAGGCCGAACAUGGUUAUGCGUCAGUGUUGCCGUUCGGCCCCGAAUUUAACCGGAAGAAAAAAACUCAGCUGCUUUCCCGAAGACCAAGUAACCACAACAACAACAUCAACAACAUCAACAACAGGUCGUCACACAAUGAGCUGGAGAAACACAGACGUGCAAAGUUGCGUCUCUAUCUGGAGCAGCUGAAGCAGCUUGUGCCUUUAGGACCUGACAGUACACGACACACAACAUUGAGUCUGCUCAAACGGGCCAGGAUGCACAUCAAGAAGUUGGAGGAACAGGACAAGAAGGCAGUAAAUGUGAAGGAGCAGCUCCAGAGGGAACAUCGAUACUUAAAGCGCCGCCUCGAACAGCUCUCACUGCAGCGUAUUCGCACUGACAGCAUGGGAUCUACCAUUUCUACUGACUCAGAGCAGGAGGUAGACAUCGAGGGGAUGGACUUUACCCCCGGGGAUGGAGACAGUUUGGAUGGAGUUAGCGACCCUGAGGAUCACUACAGCCCGUGCAGCUUUUAAGCCACGCCCCUCUGCCCACCUGUCCUGCCCUCUCAGACAGGAAGCGGCCCAUUCUCUACUUCCUGUUCUUCCUGUACUUCCUGUUUGCUUUAUCUAUUUCUGAAGAACAACCUGUGGUCCAAUGGUCCGGCUCUGUCCCGUCUCCAUACCAAGUGUACACGGAGUGAGCGAGUGUGUAUUUGAGACGCUGCCUAAAACAGGUUGGAUCCGUGACCACGCCUCUGUGCACACUACGCCUCGCGCACUUUUCACACUAAACAACUUCCACAAUUAGCAUUCACUUUAGGUAACAUGGAAGAAACCUGAGGAAGGGGUGGAGCUUACCUUACUUUUAAUCAGCCAAUGGCCAUCUUGAUCAUGUGAUCAUUUGACGUCACCUUCUUGAGUUAAAAAUUUGCAUGUGUGGCAGCAUAUAGUAACUAGCUUAAAGCUAACUUGCAAAUUACUUAGCAUAGCUAACCUACCUUUUUGCUACUAUAAACUUUCUGUAAUGGUGUAUAAUUGACACCAUGAUUGGCUAAUCAGUACUCAUUAAAGCUCCACCCCACUCAGACCAUUUACAUAUAUACAUAUGUAUAAAAGAAGUGCAUUUUGGCUCGGCCAAUCAGGAUCCAGCCUUUUAUUUUCUCUCUCAGUAGCAAUGUGAUGUAGCAAUAACGAUGCUGUUUGUGUGUGUGUGUGUGUGUGUAUAAUUCGCUAACACACUCACACACACUCGAUGCAGCGUAGACACACUUGCCACUCAGUGACCUGUCGGAGCCGGAUGCUAGCUUGUAGCGAAGAUUAGCAUGCAGCUACAACACGGUGUGUCGAUUUGCAGUAUUCAUUGUGGACACACACACACUCUCUCUCUCUCUCUCUCUCUCUCAAUCGUUAGCAUGCAUUGUCCUUAAAUUUUAGCAAAAAUAUAUUUUUACCCCAAAAAAGUAAAAAAAUCCCAGACACCCGUCUGCACUGGUGGAGUGGGCGUGGUCUGAUGUGCAAUGUCACACUGUGAGAUUAGCUACAAUGCUAGCUGUUUAUCUGUUCAUGAUUAGCUCUUCCAGUGGUAUCCCUAAGGUUUGGGGCCAACUUCAAAGGUGUGGUGUGUAUGAUGUCAUCAGUGUGGCCACGCCCACUCCACUAGCUGGGCAGAUGAAAAAAUACAAAUAAAUCCUAUACAGCAGUGUGUAUAAGAUAGAAGUGUAUAAAAUGUUUAGGUCGCCAUGGCGAUUGUAGCUCUAUAUUUCUCUCAGAAGUUUUUUAUUCUAUUUUCUUAAAACACAAAAGACCAAAAAAAAAAAAAGAAAAUAUAAAUACGUACGUUUAUAUAAAUCUAACACAAGAGACGAUGUGCCGAUCUCCAGCAUCGUUCUGUGCCUUGGUCAUGUCCUAUUCUUCUCCCUCGACGCUUCCCCUUGCUCCCUACACCAUUCUCUCCACUACCCACUCAGGUCGACUUCCCCAUUCACACACGUCCCACACCCUGCCGACUUCCCCUUAUUCCCUACUCCCUAAUGCUCUGUCCUCAGGUCUGCAGCUCACCAACACCCCUCGCCAAACAGGGUGUGGCUGGGGUGUGUUCCAAUCCAACAUAUAGACUGAACUCUCAUUCGUCUCCCAGUCCACUUUUUCUAACCCUCGAGCCCCACUCAGGUCUCCUUCCUGCACACACAUGGACACGGCCCACGUCUUCAUGAGGAACCUGAGGGCGUGCAUCUGGCAGAGGUGCGUCCCAAUCCAGUGUGUGGACUCUUCAGGGUGCCUCCUUCACCAUCGUCUCCUUUCACUCCUGCUCCUGUGGUAACAGUUUUUCCUUGUAGUGCAGAAGAAGACACUGGGAGAAGAUCCAUCAUGGCAGCUCGAGUUCUUCCUCCCUCUCUCACCUUCUCCUAGUGCACUUUCUGCUAGCAGUAGUGUUAACUAGCGUUAACUGCUGCCUAGGGGGAUUGUGGGUAAUGUAGUCCCUCUGACAAGCCUAGUGAAGACUCAUCUGAGAUCAGUGUGAACGGGCAGCUUUCAUCAAGAGGAACACACACACACACACACACCUCUCGUACAGAACUCCUCAGGAGUAUGGGCGGGGCUUGAGUUAAUGUCAUCAGGAAGUUGUUGCAUGUCUUAAAGGGACAGAAGCCAAUCAGCUGAGACGUGUUUAUUGACGCAACAUGCUAGUGGCUAAUUCAGUGAGACAGAAUGAGAGAGUGGGAUAGUGAGACAGAGUCAGGAAGAGAGAGAGAGAGAGAGUGGGUGAGGUGGUGAGUAAGAUGUUGAGACAGUAAGAGACCGGGACAGUUGUGUCCUGUUAGCGUGCUCUCGUCUCAUCUUGUCUCUUCUCGUGUCUUACUGUAUUUCUGGCUUUAUUUCACUGCACUUUUUCUCUUUAAAACGUUUUAUUUUUGACGCAGCGUCUCCCUGCAGCCUGUCACAGGGUCAGAGGUCAGGGGUCAGGAGGGUUCUGUGCCAGAGACCUGGUAAUACAGGAUGUGUAACAUAGAUUCAAACUUAUUUUUGUGUUUUCUUUCACACACACACACACACACACACACACACAUUGGUGCUUGUGUACUGAACAGUGUAAUAUACAGAAAUAAAGCUGAUUUUAUACA